Messenger RNA from Prunus armeniaca (apricot), 1629 nucleotides. The record is from the annotation of a GenBank genome assembly. Lineage: Eukaryota; Viridiplantae; Streptophyta; Magnoliopsida; Rosales; Rosaceae.
AUGGCGAUGGAAAUCCCGUCGGAUAUGAUAAAGGAGGUGCAGAUCUCGCUUCGGAGAGAAGCGAAGAUGUCGUCGUAUGACCCAGACGACACGCCGUUGCCAAAUCUACCAUCCGUCGAAGAAACCAUAGCGGAUUUGGAUCCAUCCCCGCCGUAUCUACGGUGCAAGCAUUGCAAGGGCAGAUUGCUGAGGGGCGUUCAGUCACUUAUUUGCGUCUUCUGUGGCAGAGAACAUUGCAAGGACCUCCCUCCUGACCCCAUCAAUUUUCGCGAUACUUUUGGCUACCGGUGGUUGCUCAAGUCCCUGAGCUUGGAUGGAUCGGAGAUAGUAGAAUUACCCACUGGAGCAGAUGAGUUCAACAGAGGACAGACUGCACGGAAGGAUGAUUUAAGUCUGUCUGAUCUUUUGAAUCUUGAAAUAAAAUGGACCUCUAAGCCAGAGAAAGUUGAGACUGAUUUCUCAAAUGAGACACCUACUCAGCCCAAAAGCUUACCAGAUUUGGCUGGAGUCAAUCUCGACAACUUUUUUUCUGAAGGAAAAAGAGAUGCUGCAGCUAAUAUUUCUGACGAGCAGCUGUUUGAGUCUAGCACACAGACUUCCAGUGAAGAAAUUAAUGCUUUCGAAGUUCGUGAAACUCUUAGUUUGUUUGAGAAUGUACAGCCUUUCGAGACAGUUGUGCAGUCUACUGAAGGAGAGAGUGGUGAUUCUUUUUCUGGUUGGGCGGCAAAUUUUCAGUCUGCUGCUUCUGAAACCCUUCCUCGUGCUUCUGAAACUCUUCCUCAUGCUUCUGAAAACCUUCAUCAAGCUUCUGAAAACAUUCCCCCAGAAUCAAAAGUAAUUGACCCCUUUGUGGGUUCCACGGUGGAUCUUUCAGCCCACAUAGACACAGUAUUCAGAUCUGCAGUAGACUCAACUGAUGAAAAAUCAAACCAUAGUAUGACUGGGUCUGCACCCUUGACAACUGACUGGUUUCAAGAUGAUCUAUUGGGUGUUUCCAACUCUGGGUUUGCUGGAGGUCCUGAACAGUUUGAAACUCUUGCUGAGGUGAAGGGUAUAACUGAGAAUGUGAAUAACUCUUUUCCUGCUGAUGUUGAUUUUGUUCAAGACAAUCAAUUACAGACCACUAGCAACAAGGCCCCUGAUAAUAAAACUACUGAUGAGGAUGAGGAUUCAUUUGAUGCUUGGAAUGAUUUUGCGAGCUCGAAUAGUGCACCAAAUCUUGCUGAUAGUUCUUUAAAACAAAGUAUUAAUCAGACGACACCUGUUGACCAGACAUCUGUAGUGGAUUUGUUCAGCACAGCUAGCAACUCCGGGGACUUGAAUUUUGAUAGCUUAUCGCAACCGGAUUUCUCAGCAGGAGCAUUUAACAGUUCCAAUGUUUCAACUGUAGUGGAUAUGAAGCAGGCAGACUCUUCUGUUCUGGACAGUUUGGCUGAUCUGAGCACAAAAGUUGAUAAAAAAUCUGAAGAUGUUGCGGAGGGUGGAGAUGUUUCUGGUGCAAGAGCAGGGUCAAAAUCUGAAGAUGCGGAGAGAAUAAUGUCACAGAUGCAUGAUCUCUCUUUUAUGCUUGAAAGCAGUCUUUCAAUUCCUCCCAAGCGAGAUGAAUUACAUUCGCAUUCCCAAGAUUGA